Zasmidium cellare ATCC 36951 is the source of this 1185-nucleotide messenger RNA. RefSeq lists its product as uncharacterized. NCBI's taxonomy places the organism in Eukaryota, Fungi, Ascomycota, Dothideomycetes, Mycosphaerellales, Mycosphaerellaceae. The transcript has 4 exons. Bases 1 to 1185 code for a protein of 394 amino acids. The record is from RefSeq and is a predicted model, not a curated record.
AUGGCGACUCUUCCGACAACGCGGUCGGGCUCGCCACCAGCACUGCCGCUAAGCCACCAGUCUGAUACUCGCACCGACGAAGACAAAGCCCGCCGUGUGCAGCGCCUGGCGCAGCACAUCACCAACGCCCAUGACCUCGACGUCGUGAUCAGCAUCACCGAUCACCUACCAUUCGUCGUCUCUGCUCUCAACGUCUUGCUUCGAGUCAAUGCCUCCCACGGCUUUAGCUCCAACUUGCAGAACUUCAACUUCCAGAACUCCAACUUCCAGAGCUCCAACAAGAACGACCAGGCCAGAAAGAAAUCGAAAUACGGCGAGACGUACUUCGCACGGUGUUGCAACGUGGGAAGCCCAAUCACGAAGCCGCUGCUCGUCGGGCACUAUAUCGAGCGCUCCAUCAGAACCCAGGAGGAAGUGGAUGACCUGUGGCUUGGUGUCUACCCAUCACUUGUGCCAGGAUUCGAGUUUCAGCACGGAAUGAGCGACACUGGACUCCUCACUCACUAUCGUGCUGCCACAGUCCAAAUGAUUGCCUCAGAAGUGCAUGGAAUGGACCUCGACGCUCUCAAAGACGUGACGCGCAGCAUGACGCCCGAAGCUCAUCUCCAGUUGGCAACGAACCUUUGCAAAUACUCUGCUGAGCGAUUCUGUCGACCUCAUCCUCAUAUUCCCGCCAACGAGCUCCACAAGGACAUCAUAGGACCUGCAUACAAAUUGUACGGGCACGAAACCGAUGUCCUGGGCUUGGAAGCACUGAGCACGACCGAGAUCAUAGACCUAUUGGAACAGAAAGAGGCUACGAAUCCUAUCCCCAGGCAGCUCUUCAAGUUGGCUGGCGCGCGAAGACUGCGCGAUAUGGGCACUGUCACGCCGAACGCGAUUCGUGGCAUCGUCGCAGAGUUCAACGCCGCCGUUCGCAAGACAUACUGGACGCUGGUCGAGAAGUUCAGAGCCCAGGACAGGCAGCUUUGGUACGACGAGGUGAUCAACUCCGAAGGUCAACUCAACUUCCUCUUCGCCAAGGAUGAUCUCAAGGGCUGCAUUGAUAGGAUCUGGUCGAAUGAGGCACUUUUCAAUGAAUUCGAGAUUCGGGAUCUGACCAUACACGCAUGUGCGUCAAGCAUCUACCACCAGCAGCUCUACUCUCCCGAGUUCAUGCAGAAGGCGGCCAACUUCUCAACAUGA